This is a messenger RNA of Vollenhovia emeryi, 1037 nucleotides long. RefSeq names its product pheromone-binding protein Gp-9-like. Gene Ontology annotation, molecular function: odorant binding. The coding region runs from base 171 to 674 and encodes 167 amino acids. Gene Ontology annotation, biological process: social behavior. Lineage: Eukaryota; Metazoa; Arthropoda; Insecta; Hymenoptera; Formicidae. The transcript is spliced from 5 exons. The record is from RefSeq and is a predicted model, not a curated record.
UAUACAGUAAUGUUACGUAAUUAAUAUUUACACAUCUGUAAUCUUGUUUAUUUAACCUAUGCUUUUUACAUUUUGGAGUAUAUAUACAAAAUUGAGAGUAUAUAUACGCAGCUGUAGAUAUUUUGAAUGUAAUUGCACUCUUACAGCAGUAGAGAUAUAAUCUACACAAAAUGAAAGGUCUCGUACUUUGCGUCUGUGUUUUAAUAAUUGCUUCAUCAGCGGAAUUAAAACAGCCCAAAAAUGUAACAGAAAUUCUUGAGGCUUCUCUGGAAACUUGCGCGACUGAACUUACUGUAGAUAAGAGGGAUCUGUAUAGAGAGGAAGACAUAAUGAAUAAUUUACAUACACAACCUGGAAAUGAAGAAAGAACAAGAAAAAAUGGUUGUUUUCUGGCGUGUCUCUUGAAAAAACAGAAUUUAAUGGAAGGAACAGACAUUAAAGAAUCUGAAGUCGAAGAAAAAAUAACUGAACUGUUUGAGGAUAAUCCUUUCCAAACUUUAGCACAAACAAUUACACGUAAAUGCUUAAAACAAGCGAGAAGCGAUGCGGAAGAAUGUGAGAAAGGUUUUACUCUAUUCGCAUGUGCCGCAAGAAUAUUACAUAGCGUGCAGCACCAUGCAGAACAUACAAGAGAAGAAACAGAAGCAGAAAUAGAAACAGAACAGCCUUUAUAAGUAUAUACAAAUAAAUUCAAAAAUUGAAUAUUAUUUGUAUAUAGAAACAUUUUGAAAAACAAUUUAAGGGAAUACAAACUGUAACAAAGAUUAUUAUUCCAACUGUACCGUAACAAGGACAUUAGUUACACGUGCCGUUUUAUUAUUAGAAAAACAAUUUAUAUUUUAUAUCCGUAAUUGGAAGGAAAAUUGUAUUUUUAUCAAACAUAAUGCAUCGAAGAUACCUUGUUACUAGAACGUAAAUAAUUCUAUUGUAUACUAUAAAAUUUUAUAAUGUAACUCCCCUUUCUUUGUAAUAUUGAUGUACAUACAUAUUGCAAAAUCAAUUAUAUACAGAAAAUAAAGCAAAUGAUAAGAAAACAA